Messenger RNA from Mucor velutinosus, 5472 nucleotides. RefSeq names its product Glucosamine-phosphate N-acetyltransferase-like protein. Gene Ontology annotation, molecular function: molecular adaptor activity. Gene Ontology annotation, biological process: proteasome assembly. The record is from RefSeq and is a predicted model, not a curated record. The transcript is spliced from 9 exons. Bases 1 to 5472 code for a protein of 1823 amino acids. Lineage: Eukaryota; Fungi; Mucoromycota; Mucoromycetes; Mucorales; Mucoraceae. Gene Ontology annotation, cellular component: nucleus; cytoplasm.
AUGAGCAACGAAGUCCAAUUACUUGAAAAUGUCGAGCUUAAGCUUGCCAUGUGCAAUACUGAUGCACAGUUGGAAAAGACGAUACAAAUCUUCCUCCCGCCCGUUUUACUCAAACUAGCCAGCACCAAUGCUGAAGCUAAAAAGAAAGUAAUGGAGAUCCUCUCGCACAUCAACAAACGAGUAAAGACCAACGACAAGAUCAAACUUCCUUUUGACGCCCUCUUAUCGCAGUUCACAGAUGCGUCUGUCUCGACCUUUGUCAAAAACUUCACUCUCAUGUACCUGGAAAUGGCUGCCAGUCGUCUCUCUGCAGAAGAAACGGCUCAUCAUGUACCUGAAUUUCUGCGAGGCAUCAGCAACAGGCCCGCACAGCAACGCAUUCCACUGCUUCAUAUCGUAUUGCCUGUGUUAAUAAAAUGGAAAAUGGACCAUGGAGAGCAAUUGACAGCAAGAACAGCUGUCUUCCACUUUGAUGAGAACCCCAACGAUAUCCCAUUCAUUUUGAGUUUCUUUCUGGAUGUCAUGUUGUAUCAACCUUUGACAGCGAGAGAAAUUGCAGAGCAAGAGGAGGAAAGUACCGCACCCAAAUAUCCUGGAUUGAGUCCAUUGGCAGUGGAGGAAGUGACCAACAAGGGAAAAGUUCAUUGGACAACAUCCAAGCUCAAGGAUGCCAAGUUGGGUAUCAUGAACCUGAUCCUGACACCCAUCUUCACUGACAGUGAGCGAUUACCGUUGCUCGUGGCAGGUGUAUGUGAUCCCAAUCAUCAGGUGGUAUCAGCAUGUGAAGACGGCAUGCGUAGAUGGACAGGCAACGUGGAUUACGAGGACGAAGCUACCAUCAAGUCACUGUACAAGCUGUAUUUGGGCUCCAAACCUACUGCCAAAGCAGCCAACAAGGAUGGCAGAUCUCAGGCACCGAAUGCAGCCAAAUUGCGUAUCCUGCAGUACCUGUCAAAAUCAAUUGCCGCUACCAACAUGGUAGCACCGAUGAUCCAGGUCAUUUUUGAUGGUAUUUAUGGUGAUCUCACUAAUGCCAAAUUGCAACGAUCUGCCAUGUCCUUCUUGCAAUGGUGUGCACGCAUGAGCAAAGAAUCAAGCAUUGGCCCUGUUGCACCUGUCAUCAUUUCAGGUCUGCUCAAGUACAUUAACGAAAACGAAGAGACACAAGGCUACGAUGCAGAGAGUAUCAAAGGGUAUGCUUAUAUUGCCUGCGGUCUUGUAGCCAAGAAGGUGCCUAAGGUUGGCUUAGAAGACACACAUAUGCUUUCUCUCUUUUUCGACAAUUUGGAGCAAGAGCAAAAGAACGUCCGCACCUAUGUCCAAGACGCUCUGUCUUCCAUGAUGGAAAUCUAUGUGGAUAUUGCAUCCGAUGCGCCCAUUUACCAUGAUUUACAACAGAUUAUCUUGAAAGCAGUGCAAAAGAGCGACUCGUAUUCUCGUUACAUGGCUUUGAAAUACGCCAAUGCCAUCUAUCCUUUCUCAAAUGUGUUUGCCCGCUACGUGUGUCUCUUGGGCAGCUCCAACGCUGUUGUAAAGCUUGAUGUCAAGGAAGAAGCACGUCGUGGUUUGGUGCCUUUUGUGCGCAACAAGUAUGGCCUGGUAGAGAAUGUUGAUGUCAUUGCUCCCACAGAAUUGCCUCAACUGAACGAGUUGGUUAACUACAUCCAUAAUCACCGUCCUGACGAAAACUACUCUUUGCUGUCCAAGACACCAGUGGUCAAAGGGUAUCCUGUGGAAGUGUACGCUGAGAUUUUGCGCUUCUUACGUAUGAUUUGGAUCUUGCAAGUCAACCCAACCAACAUCUUGAUUGAUCAAUACGUGGCUGACAAGGUGGAGAAUAGCAUAUCUGAAGACCCUGUGACUAUGCUCAACUUUAAGAACAGUAUUGCUGAGAUGUGGUCUCAUAGCGAGGAUAAGCAAGUGCUGCAAGACUGGCUGGAAUUUGUGGAGUACGGCUUGGAUCCUGAAUUGAAAGACUCUAUUCUGCUCGCUACAUCUGCUAAAUGUCUAUUGGAAAUCAUCUCGUUUGGUCCCUCCUCCAUUUCCACCACCUUCAAAGAUCGCCUUUCAUUCUUCAAAUCACUGUCUCUUUCCGAUAAGCUGGAUGCGCGUAUCCUGGUGUCCCAUAUCUUUGGUAUCAUUGCUAGUAAUGACAGUGUGCCUCAAGCUGAAAUUGAUGCCAUGCUCUCCGAAUUCUGCGACAUUCUGGAGGCCCCUGAAGGAAAACAACAGCAAGCCAUGGAUCACCGCCAUGGCGCUACUCUCUCUAUUGGUUACCUGGUAGGCCGCUGCCAUUAUCGCAGGCGCAAUUUGCCUCAAGCACUCUACCAACGCUGCGUUUCCAACCUUGUAAACCUCUUGGAAGGACCUGCUAGCUCUCCCUUCUAUAUGAUGGCAAAUGCUGCCUGCCAAGCUAUUGCAGAAAUUGGUCGCUCUCAGCUAUUGCCUUUCCCUGUAGAAAAAAGCGUGGACAGCUCGAUGGACAUUGACACUGCUAUGGAAGAUGUCAUUGAGAAGCUCUCCAAGUUAGCCAACACAUGCAAGGAAGCCAAGGUACAAGAGAGGGCCACACUGGCACUGGGCCAUCUCACCAUCCCUCUUGUGCAACACUCGCACAAUGCCCUUGUGAAAAAGAUUGUUGAUGCACUCUACACGACAGCUGACACCAAGCAAGUUGAGUUGGCUUUUGCCAGUGGCGAGGCUUGGUCCGUGUUGGCGUUUGGCUGGGAUUCUCAAUCCAUGCAAAAGUACAAGGACAUGAGCGAUAUGCCCCUACUGCAAGACCUGAACACCAAAGAAUGCUACGCUUUCCAGCCCGUGAUUGACAAAAUGAUCCGCAACUAUGUUGCUAGUAACCGCUCAUGGUAUCGCAAGGCCGCUUGUAUUUGGUUACUCUCUAUCCUCAAAUUCGGUAAAGAUCAACCACUUGUCAAGACCAAUUUGGGCAACAUGCACGCCUCUUUCUCCCGUCUUUUGGCUGACCGCGAUGAUUUCACUCAGGAAUGUGCCUCAAAGGGUCUCGGUCUUGUUUACGAAUACGGCGAUGCAAAAAUCAAGGAAGACAUGCUGUACGCCUUGGUCGGCACGUUCACAGAGGGUCGUCAAAUUCAAGCACAAUCUGUUACUGAUAACACGGUGCUAUUUGAAGAAGGUGCUCUGGGAGAGACGCCCGAUGGCAAUUCCAUUACCACCUACAAGGAGCUCUGCUCACUAGCCUCUGAGCUCAACCAGCCUGAUCUCAUCUAUAAAUUCAUGAACCUUGCCAACCACAAUGCCAUGUGGACAUCACGUCGUGGUGCUGCAUUCGGUUUCCAGAAUUUGAUGGCGCUGGCAGAAAAGGAGAUGGAGCCCUACUUGCCUCGCUUGAUUCCAAAGCUCUACAGAUACCAAUUCGACCCUAACCCUCGUGUGAAUCAGACAAUGAAGUCCAUCUGGAAGUCGCUGGUUAAGGACAACCAAAAGACCGUAGACACUUACUUUAACGAAAUCAUGCAAGAUCUGCUGACUGGCCUUGGUAAUCGUCAAUGGCGUAUUCGUGAGGCCUCUUGUGCUGCUAUCACUGACCUCGUCAUGGGCCGUCAGUUGGCUCAGAUUGAGCCCUAUCUUGAACAGUUGUGGCAAAUGUGUUUCCGUGCCCUGGAUGACAUUAAGGAUUCCGUGCGUCAAGCCGCCACUGCCACCUGUCGUUCACUGACAAAGCUAACUGUGCAUUACUGCGAUCCUACUAUGGUUGCUAUGGCGGAUGGCUUAAAGGUGAUGGACAUUGUCAUGCCAUUCUUGCUUCAAAAAGGUAUUGUCUCAGACGCUGAGGAUGUACGCAAGUUCAGUUUGGAUGCUGUAUUGCGCGUGUGCAAGACGGGCGCUGCUUUGCUAAAGAAAUACGUACCUGAGCUCAUCGAUACACUGCUGCAAUCAUUGUCAUCCCUGGAACCCCAGUCGAUGAACUACCUUAGUUUCCAUGUGGACAAGUACAACAUAUCUCAAGAGCAGUUGGAUAAUGCCCGUUUAAGUGGUGCUAAAAACUCGCCCAUGAUGGAAGGCAUUGAACACUGUGUCAAUCAGAUUGAUGAGCAAGUCAUGGAGGAACUGACACCUCGUAUUCUCCAUAUUGUUAGAAAAGGUACUGGUCUUCCUACCAAGGCUGGCUGUGCUCGCUUCAUUGUUACUUUGGUCAUGAAUCGUCGAUCUGCAUUUAAGCCAUUUGCGGACGCUUAUCUGAAGGCUUUGAGUGGCACUAUUCGUUCCAAGAAUCCAGUGAUUCGCAAGUCGUAUGCCACUGCUAUCGGCUACGUCUGUCAAUUAGCUACUUAUGACAGACUUGUCUCUGUUGUAAAGCACCUGAAGAAGCUUUACAUUGAUGAAGAGGAUGAAGAUGCCAAGGCGGGUAGUGCUGUAACAGCUGUUGAAAUCACCCGUUUUGCUACCGAUAGAGCCAAUUCUAUCGCUACAGUCAUUGUUCCUCUUAUAUUCUUUGGUGAGCAUGACCCCGAGGAAGAUCUAGACAAACUGUGGAAGGCUGCUUGGGAGAAUCUGACGUCUGGCACUCGUAGCAUGGUUACCAUGUACGCUGACGAGAUUCUCGAGUUUGUCCAACCUCUAUUGACAUCCUCAUCUUGGAAAAUCAAGCAAACGGCUGCCCUCACUAUUGCUGACAUGUGCAAGGCCACUGGUAAGGGCGUUCAAGUACACGCGCAUAAGCUGUUGCCUGUGUUGGUAUCCACAUUGGCUACCCGCUCUUGGGCUGGUAAAGAGAACGUGUUGGAUGCAUUUGUCCAGCUGUGUAUCUCUGUAAAGGACUCGUUUGGAGGUUCGGAAUCAGAGCCUUCACUCGCGGAGGUAGCCAAAAUCAUGGUUCGUGAAGCCAAGCGCAAAAACAGAGCUUACCAACGCCACGCAUUGGUGUCGCUGGCAAGUUUCAAUGAUUGCUUUGCUGAAAAAAUGAAUGUGCUUGACAUGGAGCAAGAAUUCCUGACCGAAUUGUGCGAAAUGGACGAAACAGCAGCCAUGGAGGACGAAGAUAACGAUAAUGCAAAGCCUCUAUUGCUGAUGAUCAAGGCCAAUGCAUUCAAGGCACUUGUGUCAGCUUACAGACCCAGAUCAUUCGCUAGUCAAGACACUCAAACAUUAAGCUUGGCCGAGAUGACAACAAGCUGUCUUCGUGGCAAUGUGUGGAAUGUACAGCUAGCUAUUUUGCAAAGCCUGAAAACAUUUGUGGAUCACGCAACCUCAACUGGAUUGGCUGACGACAAGGUGAUGAGUGCGUUAAUGAAGGCUGUAUUUGAUUCAUUAGAUGAUCUCAAAUAUUCAGCUAUUCGAUCCGCUGCGGUGGAUGUGUUGGAACAAUUGGUAUCCAGUGGAUCAGUUCAAGGUAAUGCAAAGGCGAUAUUCACUCGAGGUGUCAUGAAAUGUGUGCAGCAAGAGCCAAUUGCAUUGAUCAAGGAUAGAUUACAGAAACUGUCUUCCAGAUUGUAG